Nothoprocta perdicaria is the source of this 1503-nucleotide messenger RNA. RefSeq names its product doublesex and mab-3 related transcription factor 2 (gene DMRT2). The coding region runs from base 1 to 1503 and encodes 500 amino acids. The record is from RefSeq and is a predicted model, not a curated record. Gene Ontology annotation, biological process: sex differentiation; regulation of transcription by RNA polymerase II. Gene Ontology annotation, molecular function: DNA-binding transcription factor activity, RNA polymerase II-specific; RNA polymerase II cis-regulatory region sequence-specific DNA binding. Lineage: Eukaryota; Metazoa; Chordata; Aves; Tinamiformes; Tinamidae. The transcript is spliced from 3 exons. Gene Ontology annotation, cellular component: nucleus.
AUGUCGGAGGGCCGCGCCGAGGGCGACAUCGACGUGGAGAGCCUGGAGCUGGAGGCGGCCGCGGGGCCCGACGCGGCCCCGCCGCCGCCGCCGCCGGCAGCGGAGGAGGAGGAAGAGGAGGAGGAGGAGGAAGAGGAGGACGGCGCGGCCGUCGGGGGCGGCGCGCGGCGGGCGGCGCGGCCGGAGCCGCGGAAGCUGAGCCGCACGCCCAAGUGCGCGCGCUGCCGCAACCACGGCGUCGUGUCGUGCCUCAAGGGCCACAAGCGUUUCUGCCGCUGGCGCGACUGCCAGUGCGCCAACUGCCUGCUCGUCGUGGAGCGGCAGCGCGUCAUGGCCGCGCAGGUGGCGCUCCGGCGGCAGCAGGCCACCGAGGACAAGAAGGGGCUCUCGGCGAAGCCGUCGGGCGCCGAGCGCCGCGCCGCCUACCCGCGGCACGCGCGGGCGCCCAGCCUGCUGGCCAAGAGCAUCCUCGAAGGUUACCGUCCCAUCCCCACAGACCCCUACCUGGCCGGGGGCUCGCCCCUGCCGCCCCCUGUCAGUGACAGGAUGAGGAAGAGACGGGCUUUUGCUGAUAAGGAGCUGGAGAACAUUAUGCUAGAGAGGGAGUAUAAGGAAAGGGAGAUGAUGGAGGCCACGCAAGCGGCAGCCCUUUUCCUCCCCAACCGCAUGGUGCACGGACCCGAAUACGGCUCCUACAAAGCAGCCUUCAACCCCGCUCAGGUCGAUGCUCCCGGCAAGGAGUUUUGCAGCUUCCUACCCACCUGCCUUGACCUAACCAUGCAGUAUUCGGGAUCUGGGAACAUGGAGCUCAUUUCCUCCAACGUCAGCGUGGCGGCGACCUACCGGCAGUAUCCGCUGCCCGCCCGCUUCGUGGUGUGGCCCAAAUGCAGCCCCAUUAGCGAUGCCCUCCUCUAUCAGCAGUGCCUCCUGAACGCCACCGGCGUCCCGGCGCUCAAGCCUGGCGCCGGGUGGGAUGCGAAGGCCUCGCAGAGCCAGGACGGAGCCCACGGAGAGAGGGACAUGGUGUCCCCGAAGCUGGAAAACCCGCUCGCUCCGGGCCACGCGCGGGACGGGCAGCUGUGCAGCGAGAUGUCCGGCCUCCCACAUGAAGCUCGGGAGCGCUCCGCUUUCUCCCCGCCAAAAAGGACUUUCGACAAGGACCCCCUGGCUCCUCCGGAGCAGAUCCUGGGCAAGGUGAGCAAGGAGAGCCCCAAAGCUCCGCUGCUCAAGUACCACCCGUUCCAGCCCCUCUUCCCACAGGCAUUCCCGGAGAAGCCCGGAGCAGCCUUUCCCAAAGAGGCUUUAGAAGAAGCUGCUAAGAAAUACAGAGAGAGCUGUGCCAAAGAGAGCCAAAAAUGCAAGUUUACGAUAGACAAGUACGCAAAAGACUUCUUUGGGGCCAAGCAGGCCGCAACAAAACUGUCCACAAAUGAGCCGCUGUCGUUUUCAGUUGAAUCCAUCCUAAAACGACCUUCUUCUGCGGUUGCUAAUGUCUCUCAGUAA